AGCUCUCCUCAUCCCACCUUCUCCAUGAGCCGAAGAGGAGAGCCGCGCCAAAAGUGCUACCUCCUGUCCACGAUUCUCGCUUCUGACUUCUGGACCCUCUGUUCCGAUACCUAGCGGGAAGCGACCGACUCGGGUCCCACGAAACAAUGGCGUCGCUCAAUCUCUCGACACACGGCCCCUCGAUCAGGAGCAGCUACCAAGGCGUCAUCAACGGCCCUGCCGCCUCGUCGACCUCGCCAACCACCGCGCGAUGGGCUCUCUUUACCGUGCAGGCGCCGCUGCUGAACGCUUUCCAGAAUACCGGCGCAAAGGAGAGCAUCUUGAAGGUCGAGAGCACUGGUGACGGCGAACUUGCCGAUCUUGUCGAAGAGUUCAACGAAGGCCGCAUUCAGUUCGCCUUCGUCAGAGUCAAGGACCCAAAUACCGGCCUUCCCAAGAAUGUCUUGAUUGCUUGGUGCGGCGGAGGCGUCCCCGAGCGCACCAAGGGCUAUUUCACGAGCCAUGUCGCCGCCGUUUCCAAGGUUCUUCACGGUUACCACGUUCAGAUCACAGCGCGCUCUGAAGCCGACCUCGUUCCCGAAGAUAUCAUGCAGAAGGUGGCCGACGCAUCGGGCGCCAAGUAUUCGGCCGGGACAUCUACCCCGUCCCCUGCAGUCGCGCCCCCGCCAAUUGCAAAGAAGCCUGUUUUUACCCCCACGACGUCCGGUUCCGGGUCUUCCUUCAACCCGCUCGUUGCUUCGCGCACACAAAGGCGGGCUGAUGCCGACGACGGCGGCUGGGGCGCCGACGCACCCCCGGUCACACGCACCGAGCUUCAGAAGGUCGAGUCCGCUUACAAGCCGACCAAGGUGGACAUUGCGAGCCUGCGAAAGAACAAGGACGAAUCCCGGUCAAGCGCGCCCUCAGGGCAAGACGAGCGGCCCAGUGAUGUAGUCAAGGGCGGCUAUCAGCCGGUCGGGCGAGUCGACAUCGCUGCGCUCAGGGCGCAGGCGAAGGAACAGGAUGAGCGUCCCACCGCGGUAAAGGGCGCCUAUGAACCCGUCGGCAAGGUUGACAUAGCUGCCAUCCGGGCAAGGGCACAGCCUCGGCCAGCCGAGCCGGCGGAGGAGUCAGCGCCGCGAGAGAGCUUUGUAGAACGCAGCGCUGCCUUUACGCCAUCGGAGCGGCUUACCGAGCUGCCAAAGCCCAAAGUUGCCAAAAAGUUUGGCGCCACGCCUUUCGCGGGCACCAAAGCUCCAACUCCUGUCGGCCUGGGUUUCGGUGCUCUGUCAGCUCCGGCGCCGCCGCCUGUUGGCGCUGCCAGCCGGACGUUUGCUGAUCAGGGCGGCAAGACCCCGGCCCAGCUCUGGGCUGAGAAAAAAGCGAAGCAAGCCGGCGCAACCCCGAGUGCUGCGUCCCCGGCAGCCACGUUGCCGAUCACGGCCCAGAAGAGCGGCAGCGAGUGGAAGAGCGGCUAUUCCGGCAAAUCUUGGGCAACGGCACCGACCCCCGUUUUUGGCCGCGGCGGCGUAGAGAAACAGAAGACGGGAGGGACCGAGCAGUCGGAGCCGGAGGCGCAGCAACCUGCCGUCACAGGUGGAAGUGUCUCGGCACUGCUCGACAAAUUCAAGGGCGCGGCGCCUAUGGGCACCGCAAUUCGGUCCACCGCAGGCGAGGUUGACCAGAGGGAAGAGGAACCAGCCGCGCCGCCGCCGCCGCAGAUGGACAGCCGUCCUGCCGGUGGCUUUGCUCUCCCUGGUCUGCCGUCUCGGCCUGCUGCUGCGAACCAGGAGGAGGAAGACGAAUCCGAGGUUCCGCCGUCCAUCCCGUCCCGCAACUAUGAGGAACGCGAGCCAUCGCCUGUUCGGGUCGCGAUGCCGGUCCCUCGUAGCGCUGCCACUGAAAUCGAACCGGCGGAACAGAGCCUUCCUCCCCGACCUGUGCCCGUUCCGCAGGGGCUUCCAAAGGAGGAGGAGCUGCCCGCUGAGCCCGAGACUCACGAUCCACGAGCCGCGGCCAUCGCUGUCGCGUCUGUUGCUAGCGAGGCGGCAGACCGCGCUGCAGACGGCGGGUCAGGGGCGGCCGCUGGGCCAACGGGUGGCAGAAAGGCCCUGAUUCAGUACGACUACGAAAAGGCCGAGGACAACGAGAUUGAUUUGCGGGAAGGCGAAUAUGUCACCAACAUCGAGAUGGUAGACGAUGACUGGUGGAUGGGCACCAAUGCUCAGGGUGAGAGCGGUCUGUUCCCCAGUAACUAUGUUGAGCUGGUGGAUGAUGAUGAAGAGGCUGUUGCCCACGAACCGGCUGCGGCCGCUCCGGCUCCGGCUCCGGCUCCCGCCCCUGCUCCUGCGGAACAGGCGCCCGAGGCCAAUGCCGAUGGACCCACGGCGACGGCGCAGUUUGAUUAUGAAGCCGCAGAAGACAAUGAACUGAGUUUCCCAGAAGGAGCCAAGAUUACAGGCUUGGAAUUCCCAGACGAGGACUGGUGGUUUGGUCACUACCAGGGGGCGUCGGGCCUUUUCCCUGCCAACUAUGUCCAGCUUGAUUCGUAACUUGAACGAUGGGUGAUGCGCUGGCAGGCGAGUGGAUGAUGCGUAUGUGGAACAGUCCGUGCCUUAGCUAGAGCAGCCUUCUUUGUGUUUAAUGCCCUUCCCGGAGGCCAGGGCAGGAAAAAGCGGAUUAGAAACAGGAUGAGAUUCCACCGUCAUCUUGGUGUCGUUGUGUGCUUGGUCGGUGCGGUUAUGUCUGCAUCAAGACAGGUAGAUGUGCUCGAGGCCCGCAGAAAUCAAGUGCAUGAAUCAGAAAGGCAAUGCAAGCUCGAGUGGGCUCCAUAGGCUGGUCAGCUUCCAGG
Messenger RNA from Parathielavia appendiculata, 2830 nucleotides. RefSeq lists its product as uncharacterized. Lineage: Eukaryota; Fungi; Ascomycota; Sordariomycetes; Sordariales; Chaetomiaceae. Gene Ontology annotation, cellular component: cortical actin cytoskeleton; site of polarized growth; actin filament. Bases 147 to 2531 code for a protein of 794 amino acids. Gene Ontology annotation, biological process: regulation of actin filament polymerization. The record is from RefSeq and is a predicted model, not a curated record. The transcript is spliced from 3 exons. Gene Ontology annotation, molecular function: actin filament binding.